AUGAUCCCGCUAACCCAGAUUGAUCCAAAGUACUACGGUCUGAGGCCCCAGGCGGCCCAGACUGGGCUACUUUUGGUUCCAGCUGUCUUCGCUCUGUCUCUCAUCGCCUAUGGUCACAAAGCCGUCAAGUGGCAGCUCACAAACACUCUGCUUGUGCUCCAGAUAAUUCUACUGAUCCCGCUGUAUCAAUUCGGUCCCGUGUGGGAGCUAGGAUGUGCCAUCGCUGGAACUCUGGUCAUGCUGUACCGUGAGUCCUCCACGAUCCAUCUUUCCUAUCACAUUGCCCUCAUCGCUUUUUCCUUCAGUCUGGUGGUCGCCAACAUCAACCGUCAUCUGACACACGCAUUUAUGGGCGAGUUGGGAUGCCAGACCGUCUCUGCAAUCUGUCUGGUGGCCAACUCUCUAAUUCUGUGCUACCUGCAACCGUCUUCCGAGUUCUAUUCCAACUUGACCUUUGGAUGGCUCCAAAAGACUCUCGAUAGAGACAUUGUGACCCAGGAUAGCUUGGAAAAGACCCCCGACGCCCUCAUCACCGAAAACGCCUUCUCAGACUUCAAGAGCUUCCAAAGGAAGUACCCUGAAGGAACCUCCUUCUCCACUCUGAUCCAAAAGAGAUACACUUGGUGGUAUAUCAAGGCCUCCACUUUUUUCCUUGGAGAGGUGCUGUUCCCUUUUGCUCAGCCCCUCCUUCUCAAGUCGCUCAUUGUCCAGGUCACCAGCUAUGACGAGAAGCAAAACUCCAAGUACAUGUCCAGAGCAUUCACUCUGAUUCUAGCUCUCGCAGGAAUCGACUUUCUGGCCACCCUGGCGGCCACCAAGUUCCGACGUCAGGUCACAACUAUGGCCCUUCAUAUGAUGGUUGGCCUGGGUGCUUUCAUCCAGGACAAGAUUUUCCGGCUGGAAACUAUGCCUGAGUCGUCAGGUGAUAUCAUCAACCAUUUCGCCACCGAUAUCACCAAUGUGCUUCAUGUGCCCUACUACUUUGACCAGCUGUGGAAGGCUCCUCUCCAGCUCAUUGUCUGCACCUUCUUCCUCUACCAGCUGCUGUCGUAUGCUGUUUUCUGGGGCCUUUUGGUGCUGGCUAUUUGUGGACCAGUGUCUUACUUCCUUGCCAAAACCCAAAGCAUGGUUUAUCGAAAGAUGCAGAGCCAGCGAUCCGCUCGAUACUCGCUUGUGGGCCAGAUGCUCAAGAAUAUCAAGACUCUCAAGUUCUACACUCUUGAGAAGCACACCUUUGACACUAUUCGAGACAUUAGAUCCCGAGAAAUCAACACCCUGAAGCGUGUUAACCAGAUCAAGCUCUUCGAUACUUUCCUGUGGCACACCUGCAUCUUUCUGUGCUCUUUUGUCUCUCUCUAUAUGUUCAGAGAGCAGCAUGGAGGCAAGCUCACUCUUGAUGUGGUCUUCCCUACUAUGGUUCUCUUCCAGAUUCUGCAACAGCCCUUCAAGGUACUUCCUACCAAUGUUUCUCUACUUGUUGAGUCGGUUGUCUCUCUCAAGCGUGUUAGUGGUUUCCUGGAUCACCCUGAGGACGGUGUUGAUCGAGAGUCUCUCAACUUGGAAGAGACUUCUCAGCAGAUUAUCGAUGACCUCAACAACAACGUUGAUCUGAUUUCCAUCAUUGGAAAGGUCGGUAGUGGAAAGAGUACUCUACUCGACAUGAUUGUUCAGAAGAGCUCCCAAGCCGUGGCUUACAUGACCCAAGGACACUUCUUGCUCAAUGCCAGUAUCAAGGAUAAUAUCAUUUUUGGCUCGAAUUUGGACGAGGAACGAUACAAGACUGUCCUCUACCAGUGUGCACUUGUUCCAGAUCUGGCCAACCUGAGCCAUGGGGACCAGACGCUGAUUGGUGAUAAGGGUCUUUCUCUUUCUGGAGGCCAGCAGGCCCGAAUCUCCAUGGCUCGAGCUCUGUACUCUGGAUACACCAUGUGUCUAGACGACCCUCUUGCUGCUCUGGAUCAGCAUGUGCAGAACCAUGUGAUUCGACAUGCACUUGCAUACGCUGAGUCUCAGAUGGUUAUGGCUACCAACUCUCACAAGCUACUCGAUUAUGGAAGAGUCUACAAUCUCGAUACCCGUGGACAGGCUGCUAUUGCUGCCAAGAAGAACCUUGAGGACCUGAGAGAGCCCAAUGUUGUUCCCCAGGAUAUCAAUGUGCAGCCUCCUGCUUCUCUACAGCAAGAGGAGAUCACGACUAGUGGUCGAGUCAAUUGGAGCGUCUACCGACGGUACUUCCAGGAAUUUGGCUUCUUCACUUUCACGGUCUUUAUGAUUUUUGCCAUAGGAUUUGCUGGUCUAGGUGUUGCCGCUGGUCUUGCUAUUUCGCGAGCCAACGUUUUCUACUACCUCAUGUUUGGACUUGUUGCUGGCCUUUCUGAGAUCAUUUCGAACCUCAUUUUCCUUAAGGGAAGUUGUUCGGUUGGUCUCAAGAUGCACUACAGACUGCUGACUUGUGUUAUCACCUCCCCAUUGGCCUUUUUUGUUUCUACCCCUAUGGGUCGAGUUCUUAACCGACUCACUGCUGAUCUCAAGCUCACUGAUGAAGAGGUUGCUAACAACGGCCGACUGUUUGUGUACUCGUGCAUUGAGGCUGCCUUUGGCCUGGGUCUCAUUGUUGCGGCUGCUCCUCUUUCCAUCAUCUUUGUGGCCGGUCUGCUGAUGCUGUACAAGCACUACGAAGCCAUCUACGUCAAGACUUCCCGUGAGCUCAAGCGAAUUGUCGCUGCCACUUCUUCUCCAAUUCUCACCAUUCUCGGAGAGAGUAUUGACGGUCGACAUGUCAUUUCUGCCUACAGCCGACAGCCUUACAUGUCUGGUCGUCUUUGUGAGGCUCUUGAUGAAAACAACAAGGCUCGAUUCAUCCAGGGUAACCUUGGAUACUGGCUAGGUCUGCGCCUCAAGGGAAUUGGCUGUGGCAUCAUCUUUGUUGCCGGUGUGCUUUCUCUGUUUGCUCUUGGGAGUGGUCAACUUUCGGUUGCUCUUCUUUCUCUGACUAUGACCUAUGCUCUGGGUAUCACUAAGCAUCUUGAUGCCAUUGUUUCUUCUUUGAUCAUGGUUGAGACCAACUCUGUGUCUGUUGAGCGAAUUGUCGAGUGGAUGGGCAAUGAGAAGCAGGACCCUCUUGAUACAGAUGUUGAGGCCAACGGCUCUUCCGGUAUUCCCUACCCUUCUGAGAUUGAUCUUCUCUCUGACAAACCUCCUCAAAAGAUCUUCACCAAGGGUCACGUUCAGAUUGAGGGCUGGAACGUGUUUUACGGCGACACUCAGGUGCUCAAGAACAUCAACCUUGAUAUUCCAGGUGGCACAAAGCUGGCUAUUGUUGGUCGAACUGGCUCUGGAAAGUCCACUCUGGUCAACUCUCUGUUUAGAUUGGUGGAGCCUCGAACUGGAGAGGUGGACAUUGAUGGCUACAACAUUGCCAAGGUUCCUCUUCUGGAUCUUCGUGCUAACAUGGCCAUCAUUCCCCAGGAUUGCCAGGUCUUUGCUGGAACCGUGCGUCUCAACCUCGACCCUCAUGAUAUUCAUACUGAUGAGGAGCUUGUUUCUGCACUGCGAAGCUGCUCGUUGGACUUUGCUCUGGAUAUGCAUUUGAGUGAAGAUGGUUCCAACAUCUCUACUGGCCAGCAGCAGUUGCUGUGUCUUGGUAGAGCUGUUCUCAAGAAGGCAGCUGUGGUGUGUCUCGAUGAAGCCACGUCCUCGGUGGACAAGGACACUGAAAAGGUGGUGGGCUCUGUGUUGCAGAAUGCAUUUGCCAACUCCACUGUGAUUACAAUAGCCCAUCGGCUGGAAACUGUUAUAGAUUCCGACAAGAUUUGUGUGUUGGAUAAGGGUGAGGUUGUGGAGUACGGGUCUCCUUCAGAGCUGCUGGCCAAGAAGGGUUUGUUUUACGAGCUCCACAAGUCGAACCGACUGGACUAA
Yarrowia lipolytica CLIB122 is the source of this 3918-nucleotide messenger RNA. The record is from RefSeq and is a predicted model, not a curated record. Lineage: Eukaryota; Fungi; Ascomycota; Dipodascomycetes; Dipodascales.